Topomyia yanbarensis is the source of this 1214-nucleotide messenger RNA. It is a transcript of the gene Tcs3, whose product is annotated as probable tRNA N6-adenosine threonylcarbamoyltransferase. The record is from RefSeq and is a predicted model, not a curated record. The transcript is spliced from 2 exons. Lineage: Eukaryota; Metazoa; Arthropoda; Insecta; Diptera; Culicidae. Gene Ontology annotation, cellular component: cytoplasm; EKC/KEOPS complex. Gene Ontology annotation, biological process: tRNA threonylcarbamoyladenosine modification. Bases 64 to 1101 code for a protein of 345 amino acids.
UAUAUAAAUACUGUCACAGUGGGCACAAUGUGUGUUUUGGUCGGUUUUGGUAAAUAAGCGAAAAUGGUGAUUGCAAUCGGUUUCGAGGGAAGUGCAAACAAAAUCGGUGUCGGCAUUGUACGAGAUGGCGAGGUACUAGCAAACGUGCGUGAAACCUACAUUACUCCGCCGGGCGAAGGUUUCCUUCCCAAGGAAACAGCUCAACAUCACCGGUCGAAAAUUCAUGAUAUUUUGAAACGUGCCCUACAUGCAGCUGGUGUUGCUCCUUCGGAAAUAGAUGUAGUAUGUUACACGAAAGGUCCUGGCAUGGCGCCUCCUCUGCUUGCGGUAGCUAUUGUCGCUCGGACGGUAGCGCAGAUUUGGAACAAACCCAUACUCGGGGUGAAUCAUUGCAUUGGGCAUAUAGAAAUGGGACGGUUAAUAACGAAAGCACAUAAUCCGACCGUUCUGUACGUUAGCGGUGGCAAUACCCAAGUCAUAUCCUACGCAUGUAAACGAUAUAGAAUUUUCGGGGAAACUAUAGAUAUUGCAAUUGGAAACUGCUUAGAUCGAUUCGCACGGAUUAUCAAACUAUCUAAUGAUCCUAGCCCGGGUUACAACAUCGAGCAGCUGGCAAAAAAGGGAACGAAAUAUCUUCCUCUGCCAUACUCGGUCAAAGGGAUGGAUGUUAGUUUCUCCGGAAUAUUGUCCUUCCUUGAGCAGAAAGCUCGACCUAACCGGAAACAGAAGAAGCGAACGUCAGACAUUGAGCAAGAAAAGUGGUCCGAUGAGGAUCUUUGCUUCUCCCUGCAAGAGACUUUAUUUGCAAUGUUAGUUGAAACAACUGAAAGAGCCAUGGCCCAUUGCGGUUCCAGUGAGGUGUUGAUUGUAGGAGGCGUAGGCUGCAAUGAAAGACUACAGGAAAUGAUGGGUAUCAUGUGCGAGGAACGUGGAGCUAAACUGUUUGCGACGGACGAACGCUUCUGCAUUGAUAACGGAGUAAUGAUUGCACAUGCUGGCUGGGAAAUGCAUCGUAGUGGAACCAAAAUGAGCUGGGAGGAGGCAACAAUAACGCAAAGGUACAGAACCGAUGAGGUGGAGGUUACUUGGCGGGACGAUUAAUGUAAAAAAUUGAAAUAAACGUCACAGUUCAAGUUCAUACAUAGUAAUUAAGUUCUCUGGACAAAUAGAACUUAUGUUGUACAGCAUUUCGGUACUACAAACAGUUUACACAA